Lepisosteus oculatus (spotted gar) is the source of this 6884-nucleotide messenger RNA. Its product is annotated as protocadherin alpha-C2-like. Lineage: Eukaryota; Metazoa; Chordata; Actinopteri; Semionotiformes; Lepisosteidae. The record is from RefSeq and is a predicted model, not a curated record. Gene Ontology annotation, biological process: homophilic cell-cell adhesion. Gene Ontology annotation, cellular component: plasma membrane. Gene Ontology annotation, molecular function: calcium ion binding.
UUUCUUACUGACAAUAGAGUGCGUCUGUGCUUAGCGCCUUGUCACACAAGCAGAACAGCGCUGCCCAACCCUUUUCCUCCUGUAAGCGUGAAUACCGUUGAGUGAAGAACAGGAGAUGGAAAAAAAUCUCCACCCUUCUGUUAUAUAUACAGUAUCGAUUUGGGAUUUCUAACCGGACGGAUGGUUUUUUUUUCUUUCUUGUCGAAAAAAAAAAGGGAUGUCGAUGGUUUUUAAGAUUGCGAUUUCCAAAUUUAGAUGCGGGUUUCGGGUUUAUAGGAAGACGUAUUUGCACGGAUCGUUUUGAAGCGGAUUCGCGAUAAUUAGUGCUCACACCUUUGUUAAAAUAACAUGCAAUCAUUUUACCCGAUAUUAGCGGCAAAUAUGUAUUCAUAACCACAGAAAAGUGCCUAAUAAUAAUGCAUAGCUCUUUUAAAUAGACCUGGAAAUAAGAAUUAAUAUACCCUGCAUUUUUCGCAACAGAAACUGGGCGAACUGCCUGGUCUUUCGCAAUUCAGUCGCUAUUUUUUUUUCUUCUGAAUUGCUGAAAAACAGCCAGCAGUCUUUGGGCGAGCUGCCCCUCCCCCGCAACACAGACACCAUUGCACACAACAGCAGGGAGAAUAGUGGAGAGACAGAGUGAGGGAACGAUAGGCAGCACCAGUGGCUGUGAAACACACCCGUCAGCCGAGCUGAGGAGAAGCAGGACGGAGAAAAAAAAUGGAUUUAUCAAUACAAUACCAGCAUAGAAAGAAACCGGAAAGGAUGUUUUGGUCGUCUUACACAUAGCGGGGUAACGUACAGCAUUCUUUUUUAAUGUGGUGGUGCGAGAAAACGUACUGCAAGCUAAAAAGGCGGAAAGCUGUUUUUAAUCCUUCUGCGGAUUCAAUGAGCUUGCAAUGGCUCUUGCGGGGAGAUGUAGCAGCAAAAAGAAGAACGUGCCCGUUUCUUUCUUGAUAUUGUUAUUAUUUUGUGGCCUUGCAUCAGGGCAGAUUCGCUAUUCUAUUCCAGAGGAAUUAAAAGACGGAUCUGAAGUUGGGGAUAUUGUGGUGGAUUUGGGUCUCGAUCUUCGAAAGAUCUCCGCCCGCAGGAUUAAGAUAACCUCUAGCAAUGCUAAGCGAUAUUUGGAUAUUAAUCUUAGCAACGGAAAAUUGUUCGUGAAUGACAGGAUAGACAGAGAGUCGCUUUGUGAGCUAAGCAGCUCCUGCUUUUUGAGCCUCGAGGUGGUCGUGGAAAAUCCACUGGAGGUGUACAAUGUGGAAGUGGAAAUAUUAGAUGUGAAUGACAAUGCGCCGCAGUUCCCCAGAAAUGAAUACGAGUUGGAGAUCUCGGAAUCUGCUUCACCUGGGGUGCGAUUCCCUGUGGAGAGCGCGCAGGAUCCGGACGUGGGUUCGAAUUCAAUUCGCAUGUACCGACUCAGCCAGAACGAGCAUUUUGCUCUGGACUCCAACACUCCCGCACCGAACAGCAAGCUGAUAGAACUGGUGCUAAAAAAAGCCCUGGACCGCGAGCGAAACCCUUCUCAUCAGUUGAUUUUGACAGCUGUUGACGGCGGUACCCCGGCAAGAACUGGCACUGCUAAAAUAAACGUGAGAGUCUUGGAUUCUAAUGACAAUGUUCCGGUAUUCGACAGCUCUAUCUACAGAGUUAAUUUGCUAGAAAAUUCACCCAGGGAUACGUUGGUGAUCAAGCUAAAUGCAACAGACUUAGACGAAGGUUCGAAUGGGGAGGUCUUUUAUUCAUUCAGCAGUUAUACACCUGAAAGGGUCAGGCAAAUCUUCAGUAUGGACCCAAACACUGGGGAGAUCCGAGUUCGGAGCCAUGUGGAUUAUGAGGAAACCAGCUCGUAUGAGAUUUAUGUACAAGCUAUGGAUAAGGGGGCGUCUGCAGUGGCUGUGCAUUGCAAAGUCGUCGUAGAAAUCGUUGAUGUCAAUGACAACACGCCUGAAAUAGUCCUGUCUUCCUUAUCCAGCCCUGUUCGUGAGGACGCGCGGCCUGACACCGUGGUGGCACUAAUCAGUGUGACAGACAAAGACUCUGGCCUCAACAAGCAGGUCAGCCUUGAAAUUCCUUCAGACCUCCCUUUCAACAUCAAAUCCUUCCGAAAUUACUACACCUUGGUCACGGCUGGCUUUCUAGACCGGGAAAGCGUGCCAGCGUACAACAUCACCCUCACCGCAACAGACUCAGGGUCCCCACCUCUGUCAUCCAAGAAGACCAUCCGAGUGGAGGUCGCGGACGUCAACGAUAACCCUCCCCGUUUUGAACAGACAUCCUACACCAUCUAUGUCAACGAGAACAAUGCCCCCGGGGCGUCUUUGUGCUCAGUGAAGGCCCAGGAUGCAGACAGCAAUGAAAACGCCCAAGUGUCCUACUCCAUCGUCAGCAACGAGAAGCACGAAAUCCCCAUCACCUCCAACGUGUCCAUCAACUCGGAGACGGGGGUGGUUUACGCCCGCCACUCUUUCGAUUACGAGACCCUGCGGGAGUUCCACUUCCAGGUGUCGGCGCAAGACGCGGGGGUCCCCCCCAUGAGCAGGGUGGCCACCGUGUACGUGUACGUGGUCGAUCAGAACGACCACGCUCCCGAAAUCUGGCACCCCUCCCCGGUCAACGUGUCCAGAUCGACAGAGAUGAUACCCAAGGACACAGAGGCGGGCCACCUCGUCACCAAAGUGGUGGCGUACGACGCGGACGCAGGCCAGAACGCCUGGCUGUUCUACUUCCUGGAGCAGGCCACCGACCCCACCCUCUUCAGGGUGCACCAGCACACGGGGGAGAUCCGCACCACCCGCAAAAUAGUAGAGGACAACUCCACCACCUUCAGCUUGACCGUCCUCGUCAAAGACAAUGGGGAGCCGCCUCUCUCUGCCACUGCCACCGUCAAUGUGGCGGUGAUGGAGUUAGCUCCUAAGGUCAUCCCCGAUCCCAAGAAGAGUGUCAAAGACAACGGCAAGCUCUUUACACAUGUGACUCUGUAUUUAAUUGUUGCCCUGAGUGCCACCUCCUUUGUUUUUGUCUUGACUGUGAUAGUCCUGGCUAUAGUCCGAUGCAGCACCCAGCAGGGGCCAUGUUGUGGGAGCCAGUGCUGUGUGGCACAGAAACAGGCCCCAGACAACAGUCAGCAGCCCAACAAUAACGUGGUGCUCCGCCGUGACUUGAAGGUGGAGCCUCAUUAUAUAGAAGUGAGGGGCAAUGGGUCCCUUACUAAGACUUACUGCUAUAAGACAUGCCUGACAGCCACCUCUGGAAGUGACACUUUCAUGUUUUACAAUACUGGCUGCCCCCCUGGUACCAGUACUGUAGGUUCAGACAGAUUCUUCACUGGCCAAAGUGGACAGAGCCAGAUCUUUGUUCGUAGACUCAGCAUGCCAAAUGAGGUGAGACUGGAUGGAUCAGUUAAGUCCAAGCCUCCCAAUGCAGACUGGCGCUACUCUGCAUCUUUGAGAGCAGGAAUGCAAAGCUCUGUGCACAUGGAAGAGUCAGCUAUUUUGCAAGGAGCUCCUGGGGUCCUCGUGCAGAACUGGCCCACAGUGUCCAGUGCAACAGGAGGAGAACCUGAAGGCGGGGAGGUGUCGCCCCCUGUUGGAGCAGGAAUAAACAGUAACAGUUGGAGCUUCAGAUAUGGCCCUGGUCCUGGUCACCCCCAGGCCCUGAAGCCUGGCGAAGUCCCUGAGGCCUUUAUCAUCCCAGGCUCCCCUGCCAUCAUCUCCAUCCGCCAGGACCAGCCCACAGGCGAUGACAAGAGCGACUUCAUCACCUUCGGGAAGAAGGAGGAGACCAAGAAGAAGAAAAAGAAGAAGAAGGGCAAGGCAGACAAGAAGGAGAAGGGAAACAAUGACAACAGCGAGCAAUAGGGAGAGGAUGUCCUUAACACAGAGCUACCAACUAAAGUCAAAAGGCAGAACCAAAAGGAGAGCUCCCUGCUUUAGUUUCAAAUCCAAUCCAAUGUCAUCUUAUACCAGCGGUUAUAAAACUAACCAUGCGUUCACUUGUCAAUUUUGGGAGUACGCAAGCAGAUUUCUCUUUUUUUUUUCCUCCUGAGCUCUCCCAGAAAUCACAUAUACCACGUAGCUGCUGACUCACUGGCAACCUAGUCUUUAAUUACAAGUUUAGCCUUUAAAAUGUCCUUUAAAAAAAAAACAGGAAAUUAUAUGAAUCAAGCUGUAAUGCUGCCAGCAGGGACUCCACUGACCUGUAAAUGAGUGGAUUAUACUGUUUGGCUUGCUGAUCUGUGUUGUGGGUGGCUGAAUGAAGUGCUGGUUCCAAAACAAAAUGUUAAAACAUGACCGGGAACCAUGCGGCAAUGCAUUUGCUCACUGCAGCAGUCUUCAUGCCCAGUGACAUUCAGAACAGACACAGCUGUGGCGUCUCUACCCCGAUAGAGAAGCACUGGCUCCUAAAAAUCACCUGACUGGAAAGGCCCACUCGCCUCCUCCUGCCUACCAAGAUUUUGCCUACCUUUAAAGGCAACGCAAGAACCAUUGUCUCCACCUUCUAAAACCCCUGCCUCCCCACCCCCACCCCUGCCCCUGUAGGGGGAGGCUCUCCUUGUGCAGACGGACGUUGGCAUCUCUGUCUUAUCGGUUCCCAUGCAGUGUUUCUUUAAAGGAUUUGAGCAGAUAGGCAAAGAGUUCCUCACACGCUUAAGAAGUGCUAAUGCUUUUGAGCAGGACACAUGCAGCGCUUGUAAAUAUUGCAAGAUGAGAUUAUGCAGAUCUUUCAGCAUGGAGGCAGGGCUGUACCAGUAAGAUCCUAGAAUGGCCAACUCAGAUUUAUGAAUCAGUGUUUUGAAGGGGCAGACAAGCUGAGUCUGUGUGACAUGGAUCCCUUGCCCUUUAACAGUGCUUAUAACCGGGGCUAAAUUAUAGCUGUUAGCCUGUUUUCCUUUUUCCUUUUUUUUUUUGGUGGCCAAGCAAACAGGAAAUGGGGACAGCCAAGGCUGAAGGAAAACACAGCUUUUACCAAUUCUUUUUUCCAGCACAAGUUUCCAGAACGUAUAUGUGUAUUAUAACCCUUGCAACCUGGAUGAGUGAAAAAUAAGACUUUUUUUAGAAGGAUUUUUUUUUUUCUGCCCAAACCCGUUUGGGAGCCAGGAGAAAGAAAGGCUGGAUGUAUGAAACUUGUCUUCUUGAGGACAAAAAAAAACAAAAACAAAGCUGGAGGACAAACCCCUCCCCAGAAGACAGGGUUAUGAGCCAGUGGUUCGACUUAUGAUUUUUAUUUGGGUCUUGUAAUAUACAGGGAAUGUUGCUAGUUCUUUUCAAGCCAAGCCUGAUUCCCAUGCUUCGCUCUGAAUGUUUUGUAGUAAUCCUGGGCUUUAGCAGCUUCAAAUCCACUCUCCUCAGUCACCAGCUCUUUGCCUUUGGUGCUUGUAUAACUAGCAAGCUUAAGGUUGUUUUAUUUUUUUUUUUAUUUUUGGGUGUGCUGAUCUUUUUAUUUGGAGAUCCCAUCUUUAAUUACUUUGCUUGUUUGACAGCUUCUUCAUAUACUAAAAUAAAGAAAAGAUAAUAAGGAAUAGCCACAAAAUUUAAAUGUUAUCACAAGGCUUCUAUCCAAGCUGUAACCUGACUCAAGUACUGUUUAAGCCCAAUUCUUGAACAUGGCUAGAGGUUGUAAGUUUAAGAAACUAUUUGCCAAAUUUCAGUGUUCCUAUCACUAAAGACUUCAAAUUUGAGUUUGUUUUAGAUUUUUACCUAAUAUUAAAAUGGUAUACAGCAAGAGAUUUAAGCAAGGACAGUGGCUCUCAAACUAAAUGUGGUCGCUAUCCCAAAGUGCAGACAUCAGCAUUUUUACUGGUGGCUGAAACAGUGUCUUCUAGAAAACUCCAGCAAGGUGGUUUCACUGCAGUGUUGAUCUGGCCACAUUUCAGAAGCACUGCCCUAGGACAGGGGCAAGACAGGGACAAGAACAUUUUGUUCUGUUUGAAAUAUAGAAUAUAGAAUUUCCAUUUAGAAUAUCCCUGUUCUUUGAUGCUACCAGAUCAACAAUAUUCUUGGAGAUUUGUUAACCUGUAAUUGUGUGUUGCAGCAAGACAAAGAAAGAAAAAACGUUUUUAGUAAAUUGUGCAGUUAUAUCAUAGCUUUUUAUUAAGAGAUGGGAAUAUGGAAGAUAUAUUUAUUAAAUGGCUAAAAAAACAAGGUUUGGGAUGUUUAGAAUUUUCUCUGUUUUUUUAAUUGCAUUUAAUCCCCUUAAUACAAUCCAGCCCUUAUCGGUUGGGGAUUAAUAUUAUUGCAGCUAUCAGAUUGCUUUUCUCAAACUGUUAUCUGCAGUCAACAUAAAGUAUCACAGUUCAGUACUGUCAGAUCACUAAGUGGCUGUUGCAUGUAUUAAUCAGAAAAACAAAAUACAAUAUAUAUAGAUAUCUUUUUCUCCAUUACUCACACAAGAGGUACAAGUAUUGUCUCUGCUGACCUUUUAAACAAGCAUAUACACCAGAAUUUGAAUCACAAACUUUGUGUUUCUCAGACUGACGUUACUAACCUUCUAGAUAUAUGUAAUGCUAUAGUGUAAUGCUCUCAAUUGCAAUCUUUUUUUUUAAUUUUUUUUGUGUUAGGCUUUGAAAUGCUAACUAACACUGUAAUGUGAAACUGAAUUAUGUAUGCGCCUAAGAAAAGAAUACCCUUCCCCCUUAAAAAUAUAUGUACUCUAUGCUUGUGUUUUGUGAAUUUCCAUGCAAUCAUCCUUUAUUGGUGUAUAUAACCAUAGAUGGCACUAAGCUGUUGACUGUGACAGUGCAUAUCUAUUAUAUAAUCUUAUUUUGUACACCUGCUCAUCAGUGUAACAGUGAUUUAGUGAUUUUUUUAUUGAUACCGGUAACGUGUUUUGUUUAUAAAUCACAAAUAAAAUUUUCUUUCUUAAAUAUAUGAAGCGACAGUUGCACAUGA